Bactrocera latifrons is the source of this 543-nucleotide messenger RNA. RefSeq lists its product as uncharacterized. The record is from RefSeq and is a predicted model, not a curated record. Lineage: Eukaryota; Metazoa; Arthropoda; Insecta; Diptera; Tephritidae. Bases 1 to 543 code for a protein of 180 amino acids. The transcript has 3 exons.
AUGUUCGCACGUUUGAAGCUUAAACAUCUGCUCUGCUGUCUGAUACUUUUGCCGCUUUUAUUGCUUUCAAUACCAAUAGAUCCCCAAUCAUUGGGCAGAAGCUGUGGUCGCGCGCAAGGUGAAGCGCGUUAUUUCAUACCCUUUCGUGGCAGUUGCUUUCACAUACCCAAAAGAUCGAUGAACUGGUUUACCGGCAUGCGCUAUUGCCUAGUCAAUGGCCUAACAUUAGCAACACUGGAUGAGCACGAAAAAAUGGUCUUGAUCACGCGGCAUUGCCAACGCCAUAGUAUGCGUCAAGAGUAUUGGUUUGGCGCUACGGAUCUUGGUAUGCCAAACGCAUUUUGGUAUAUUAGUAACGGUUUACCAAUACGAUAUGGACCAAAAAAGUCGUUAGAGGAGGAAUCCACAGAGCACUGCCUCAAAUUGAAUAUACAUGCAAAUUCAACACAUAUCGCGAGAGAUUCAUGCCUCGCCGUACACCCUGUUAUUUGUGAGCGUGUGGAGAGUGGCACGUAUUUUAGAGAAUAUAAUAAGAUCAUGUGA